GUCCGUACACUUGAGCAUCUCAAAGUCAGUUUUGUGAAAUUUGCCAAACUGCAAGGACUGUACUGCAUUCAACUUCAACAGCAAUGAAUUCUUACCAGGAGUCUCAAUCAGAUUUGGAGGUGAUCCUAGAGUUCCUAGAGGAGUACUACAGACAACAUGCUGCAGAAAAAGGUGCGCCUGUUGAUGAAAGAUUUUCCACUCUGGAAGCGGAACCGUGCGAGCAGCGCUGGAUGUGUUAUGAGCCACCUAUCAUCAAACAUGAACCUCUGCUGGCACACGUCGCUCCACACGCUCUCAGCCACAACACAACAGCAACAUUGUUUGAGCGUGGGUCACUGCCAAACUUUGUAUCAACAACACAAGCAACCAAACACACAGCGGGGAGUGGUGGAAAGGUGCGCCUCUUUCACUUUCUGUUUGAGAUGUUGGAGGAUCCGAACAUGGCCCACUGCGUGUGCUGGGUGCCAGCAUCGGCCGGCAUUUUCCGCUUCUCCUCCACCAACAAGGACCAGGUGGCAGCACUGUGGGGACAGAGGAAGGGCAACAAGAGGCCCAUGACCUACCAGAAGAUGUCCCGCGCCCUGAGGAACUACGCCCGGUCCGGAGAGAUCUUCAAGGUGAAGAAGAAGCUCACCUACCAAUUCAGCCAAGAGACACUGAUGUUACUGCGGAAGUGUUAACGUGGUGAUCUGUAGGGUGGACUAGAUUUUGUGUAGCUCAUUUUCACGUCAUCUAUAAAC
Messenger RNA from Trematomus bernacchii (emerald rockcod), 740 nucleotides. It is a transcript of the gene spi2, whose product is annotated as Spi-2 proto-oncogene. Gene Ontology annotation, molecular function: DNA-binding transcription factor activity, RNA polymerase II-specific; sequence-specific DNA binding. Gene Ontology annotation, biological process: regulation of transcription by RNA polymerase II; cell differentiation. The record is from RefSeq and is a predicted model, not a curated record. Lineage: Eukaryota; Metazoa; Chordata; Actinopteri; Perciformes; Nototheniidae. Gene Ontology annotation, cellular component: nucleus. The coding region runs from base 84 to 680 and encodes 198 amino acids. The transcript is spliced from 5 exons.